GACAAGCGAUAUCAGAACGCUGCAGGUAAACGAUCGGCAAAUAUACCGGGCAGAGGGGAGAUUCGGGACAGGAGACGGCCGCGUAGUCACGUGCGGUGGCUAAACACUAAAUUUUGGAUGAAAAGAUCUCUGCCCUCAAAUCAUGUGAUUCCAGAAUGAUAUCUAAUCUCUCCUGCCAUUAAAUUACUCCGGGGACCUCCUCGACCCGGCAUAAUGCAGAACGCGACCGCGUCCGACCCUGCGGAAGACGAUCCCUUUGAUUUCCUCUUCAAAAUAAUCCUGAUUGGCGACUCGAACGUUGGCAAAACAUCCGUCGUUCACCGGUUCCAAUCGGGGGUCUUCUCCGACAAACACCAAAACACAAUCGGAGUGGAUUUCACUGUGAGGUCCUUGAACAUCGAAGGCAAGAAGGUCAAGGUCCAAGUGUGGGAUACAGCCGGACAGGAGAGGUUCCGCACGAUCACCCAGAGCUACUACCGCAGCGCUCACGGAGCUAUUAUCGCCUAUGACAUCACGCGGAGGCAAACCUUCGAGUCCGUUCCUCACUGGAUCCAUGAAGUGGAGAGGUUUGGAGCGGCCAACCUGAUGGUCAUGUUGAUUGGCAAUAAGUCAGACCUCCUCGAGGAAAGGCAGAUCCUGUUUGAGGAGGCUUGCACGCUUGCUGAAAACCGCGGCCUCCUGGCGGUUCUGGAGACCUCCGCUAAGGAGGCUCGCAACAUCGACGAAGUCUUCCUGCUAAUGGCCAAGGAGCUUAUUGCGCGAAACACCCUCCACUUUCACAAGGAAAGCCCUCGGAACAGCUUUGCGCUGGACUCUAGGCCAGUUGUUGCCCCUACGGACCCGGCCAAGAACUGUCAGUGUUGAUGGGAUUUCCAAUAGAAAGACUACAAAAAAAACCCAAAGGAAACAAGAUCUACGAGCUUUCUCGCUCCCGGUUUGGUCUUGGCU
Spea bombifrons (plains spadefoot toad) is the source of this 948-nucleotide messenger RNA. RefSeq names its product RAB19, member RAS oncogene family (gene RAB19). The record is from RefSeq and is a predicted model, not a curated record. Lineage: Eukaryota; Metazoa; Chordata; Amphibia; Anura; Pelobatidae. Gene Ontology annotation, molecular function: GTPase activity; GTP binding. Gene Ontology annotation, cellular component: trans-Golgi network. The transcript has 4 exons. Bases 214 to 864 code for a protein of 216 amino acids.